Messenger RNA from Daphnia carinata, 932 nucleotides. RefSeq names its product keratin, type I cytoskeletal 9-like. The coding region runs from base 76 to 780 and encodes 234 amino acids. The transcript has 5 exons. The record is from RefSeq and is a predicted model, not a curated record. NCBI's taxonomy places the organism in Eukaryota, Metazoa, Arthropoda, Branchiopoda, Diplostraca, Daphniidae.
GUUAAACUGCCACCUCAGUCUUAGAAGACAAACCUCUUGCAAGGCCAUUUCCAACCCACGAAGACUAACAUAAAUAUGAUUCAAUAUUUUCUGCUAUUUGGACUGGUGUUGAUUAACGGGAUCGAUGCAACCAAAGGGAAAGGUGGAGGAUAUGGCGGUGGAUACGGCGGAGGAAUGAGCUACGGAGGAGGCUACGGAGGUGGAGGCUAUGGCGGAGGACAUGGAGGCUAUGGCUCAGCACAACAGCACGUCAUUAUCGUACCUGCUCCUCAUCCAGUUUUCUAUCAUGUUCCCGCACCCAAACCUAUUCCCGUACCUGUUCCAUCAUAUGGCGGAGGCGGAUAUGGAGGAAGCCACGGAUCGUCAGCAGGAGGAUAUGGAGGAAGCCACGGAUCGUCCGCAGGAGGAUAUGGAGGAAGCCACGGAUCGUCCGCAGGAGGAUAUGGAGGAAGCCACGGAUCUUCAGCAGGAGGUUACGGAGCACGUCCCGGCUCUUACGGAGGUCAUGGAAUCGGUCAGUCCGCUGGAUACGGAGCACACACAGGCUCACCUGUUCACGUCCACGUUCACCCAUCAGCUUCGGCCCCAACGUACCAAUCACCAUCUGUAGCUCAUUAUCGCCCAACUCCAGUUGCCUCUUAUGGAGGUGGCUACGGUGGAGGUCAUUCAAGUGGAUACGGUGGAGCUGCAAGUGUUCCUUACGUUCCUGCUCCGAUUGCAUCAUCGUAUCAGGGUCCGGUCUCCUCUUAUGGUAGUUCCCAUGCUGUCGGAGGCUACUAAAGAAUUUAACUUUAAUUUUUUCUUCUCCAACCUUCUUCUAUCAAGUUUUCCUGAGGAAAUGAAAAGAGGAAUUGUAUUAAUAUUCAUCCUAACAACACUAAGAGAUAAUCAAUUUACUAGCUCGAAAUAAUCAAAUACAAAUGACGAACUAA